AUGAGGAGAUUUCUGGUUGAUAGAGAAAAUAUUGAGAAUAUGAAUGUUGUGCAACCAGAAGUCGAAUUAGAACCACCGCCUAAUAUGGUUAAUGAGUUUAAUCCAAAUGAGAUUGUGCAUGAUCUAGAUCGUAGGAAACAAAUUAAUGAGUAUGCUCCGGAUGUUCAAGACCAAGCGAGGAGGGUAUAUAUAUUGAAGAGUCCAAUGCAACCAAAUUUGUCAACCAAAAGAGCUUUCUGUGGCCAUGAUGAAUCCUCUACUUCUCUAAAUAAGGGAAAUUUUAGAGAGAUGAUAGAUUGGGUAAAAUCUCAGAAUGAACAAGUGAGGGAUGCUUUUGACCGUGGUGGAAAAAAUUGCACAAUGACUUGCGGUGGCAUUCAAAAGGAGCUUGCAAUAUGUUGUGCACAUGAAGUUACCAAGGUGAUUAUGGAAGAGCUUGGUGAUAGACAAUUCUCCAUGCUUAUUGACGAGUCACGUGAUAUAUCCAUCAAAGAGCAAAUGGCGGUGAUGUUGAGGUUUUUGAACGGAAAAGGGAAUGUUGUGGAAUGA
Molecule: messenger RNA, 549 nt
Organism: Lathyrus sativus (Indian pea)
Lineage: Eukaryota; Viridiplantae; Streptophyta; Magnoliopsida; Fabales; Fabaceae
Source: the annotation of a GenBank genome assembly